This is a messenger RNA of Danaus plexippus (monarch butterfly), 468 nucleotides long. RefSeq names its product histone-lysine N-methyltransferase SETMAR-like. The transcript has 2 exons. The coding region runs from base 1 to 468 and encodes 155 amino acids. Lineage: Eukaryota; Metazoa; Arthropoda; Insecta; Lepidoptera; Nymphalidae. The record is from RefSeq and is a predicted model, not a curated record. Gene Ontology annotation, molecular function: nucleic acid binding.
AUGGAAUGGAAAGGAGCGUUAUUGGAGCAAAAAGAAGAGACAAGAGAAACGUUCCGUGAGAUUAAUGGUGUUUUGGGGGAUGGUACUCUAUCACCUCAAACCGCGGAAGAAUGGUAUCGACGAUUCAGAGCCGGUGAAAACGACACCAUGGAUGAGCCCGCCGGCCGAAGACCUGUGAGGAUAAAUACCGAUAAAAUCUUGGAAAACAUCGAGUUAGACCGGCAUGUGGCAUCUCGUGAUAUCGCCCAGAAGAUAGGAGUUAGUCAUCACACCAUUUUAAACCAUCUGCGGAAGGCUGGAUACAAAAAAAAGCUUAAUGUUUGGGUGUCGCAUGGUUUGACGGAAAAAAACCUUCUGCACCGAAUCAACGCCUGCGAUAUGCUGCUGAAAUGGAAUGAACUCGACCCAUUUUUUAAACGUAUUGUGACUGGUGACGAAAAAUGGAUCACAUACGACACUAUCAAGUAG